This is a messenger RNA of Tripterygium wilfordii, 740 nucleotides long. Its product is annotated as ent-kaurenoic acid oxidase 2-like. The record is from RefSeq and is a predicted model, not a curated record. Bases 15 to 434 code for a protein of 139 amino acids. Gene Ontology annotation, cellular component: endoplasmic reticulum. Lineage: Eukaryota; Viridiplantae; Streptophyta; Magnoliopsida; Celastrales; Celastraceae. Gene Ontology annotation, molecular function: heme binding; iron ion binding; ent-kaurenoic acid monooxygenase activity. Gene Ontology annotation, biological process: brassinosteroid biosynthetic process; brassinosteroid homeostasis; sterol metabolic process. The transcript has 2 exons.
AAGUAGUAGCAGUGAUGGAGUUGAACAUGAUAGGAUUAGCUAGCACAGUGAUUGCAGUUGCAGCUGGAGCUUAUUUUCUCCUUUUUGGGGUUAUAUGGAAUUUCAAUGAAUGGUAUUUCUGUUCUGUAAAGAAGAAAUUCAAGAGCCCUCUCCCUCCUGGAGAUAUGGGAUGGCCUGUGUUUGGAAACAUGAAGACUUACUUGAAUGCUUACAAAAAUCAAGACCCAGACUCCUACACCUUCAACCUCAUUAAAAGGUAUGGAGAAACAGGAGUCUACAAGGCACACUUGUUCGGGAAACCGCACGCGGUGGUCAUUACGCCUGAAACGAGCAGGACAGUAUUGGUAGAUGAAGAAAAGUUCAAACUUGGGUAUCCAAGUCUUAUAGAACGUGCAGGCCGGGAGGAAAUUACUGCUCUGCGUCGCUGGCAAUGAACACAAGCGUCUACGUAAGCUAGCCUCGUCCCCGAUUAAUGGGUUCGAACCAUUAUCGUUGUAUAUUGGGCUCAUUGAGGAGGCCGUGACGGUUAAUUUGGAAAAAUGGGUAAACAAGGAUAAACCUGUUGAGCUCAUUCAUGAACUUGUUGGGAAUACUUUUAGGGUUAUAACAAACAUUUUCUUUGGACCUGGAGGACAUGAAAAGUUUGGUCAUAUGAAAAGCUUGUUUGCUGAUGUCGUUAAUGGAUUGUAUGUGGUCGGUAUCAAUCUUCCUGGCUUCGCAUAUCAUAAGGCCUUCAAGGU